AUGUACUCUUUCGUCAUAAUCGCAGCCUUGGCCGUAACCGUCAAUGGGGCAAUUACCGACUUAAAUUGUACCACCGCUGAUGGGAAGUGGUCUGACCGUGCCCUUAGUUGUGACAAUGUGAUCUCGGACGCCGUUUGCGAUUCGAUUAUCAAAUCUCAGAAAGCGCUCGCCGUCGGUGACGACACAGAUCGUGCAACGGAAUGCUAUAAGAUGGGUGAUGCAGACUCGGAAGAGAAGAAGCAGGCUGUGAUUGCUAUGUGCCCAAAAACUUGCGGUUACUGCUGCUUGACUCCACAAUACCACUGCAAUAAUAAAGAAUUCCCUGGAGUAACUUGCUCUACAAUCAAGCCCGCACAAUGCAAAGAUCCUAUGUGGCGCGAAAUCAUAGCACGUGAUUGCCCGAACGUGUGUGGAUUUUGCAUGGAAGGUGGAUGUGUCGAUGCUGCUAUCGAGUGUGCUAAUGACAAGAGCAUUUGUCGUAAUGUCGAUAUGCAGGAAUUCGUCCAAACAAAGUGUAAGAAAACAUGUGGAUUCUGUGAUGGCAGCUCACAGUCAACCCAACCUGGAGGAUUCACCAAUAGCCCUGGAACAUGCGUGGAUAACGGGAAAGGUUGUGCGGGUUGGAAAAAGAAUGGAUUCUGUCAAAGCCUAUUCUACAGCGAUUCUCAGAAACGAGAGACUUGCGCCAAAACCUGUGGAUAUUGCUAA
Messenger RNA from Cylicocyclus nassatus, 708 nucleotides. The record is from the annotation of a GenBank genome assembly. Lineage: Eukaryota; Metazoa; Nematoda; Chromadorea; Rhabditida; Strongylidae.